Molecule: messenger RNA, 336 nt
Organism: Paraglomus brasilianum
Lineage: Eukaryota; Fungi; Glomeromycota; Glomeromycetes; Paraglomerales; Paraglomeraceae
Source: the annotation of a GenBank genome assembly
AUACCAAGUGCUCGUGAUAUAUACACAGAGAUACUGCAGCCCUUGAUCGAUAGUCAUUUGGACUGGCAGAAGAAAGCAAUUCAAGCAUCAUCAGAAGCAGACCUUCACGUAUACUUUGGUGGUCCACGCUCACCGUUUCUUACCCUUCUUGGUGUACCUGGUCGCAACGGCCCUUCAUUAUCAACAAACGCACGCACCCACGUUUAUAGACCAUUCUUGCAGAAAUUGUCAGUUAAGAGAUUAGAAGAAGAGCUGUAUAAACCAUAUGCGAACGUUAUUAUUCGCACGGCUCAGCGGGCGUCGAAAUGGAAGAAUAUGAUGAGCCGCUGCAACUUU